GAGGCGGUGCCACUCUCUCGGCCGUCCGGGACGAGACGGCGGCUCUCGGCGGCGAACGUUAUGGCGGCAGAGGAGGACGUGUUCCAGAGAGCUCGGGGAAGGACUCUGACCGCUUUCCGCCAAGGUGAUGAGUACCAAUGGAAGGGACCUUUCUACUUCAUCCAAGGAGCAGAUCCUCAAUUUGGACUAAUAAAAGCUUGGGCAGUUGGCAAUACAGGAAGUGGAGAUGAUGAAUGGGGAGAAGAAAUCAAAUUAACAGAGCAAGCAGUACAGGCCAUUAACAAACUAAACCCUAAACCCAAGUUCUUUGUGUUGUGUGGAGAUCUUAUCCAUGGAAUGCCAGGAACCCAGUGGAGAAAGGACCAAGAGCAAGAUUUAAAGAGCGUUCUGAAAAACACUGACCAGGACAUCCCGUUGGUAUUUGUCAGUGGAAAUCAUGAUAUUGGCAAUACUCCAACAAGAGAAACAAUAGAUAAUUAUUGCAGGAGUUGGGGAGAUGACUACUUCAGCUUUUGGGUAGGAGGUGUUUUCUUUCUUGUGCUGAAUUCUCAAUUGUACUUCGAUUCUUCCAAAUGCCCAGAGUUAAAGGAAGCUCAGGACGCAUGGCUAAAUGGGCAGCUGGCUGCUGCCAGAAAACAUAAAUGCAAGCAUGUAAUAGUGUUUCAGCACAUCCCUCUGUUUUUGAGAGAGCCUGAUGAAGACCAUGAUUAUUUCAACUUGGAAAAAUCAGUUCGACAUGAGAUAAUGGAAAAGUUCCAUAAAGCAGGCGUUAAAGCUGUGUUUUCAGGACAUUACCACAGGAAUGCUGGAGGGUGCUACAGAGGACUGGAAAUGGUGGUCUCAUCAGCAAUAGGAUGUCAGCUGGGAGAAGAUAAACAUGGACUUCGAGUGGUCCUUGUCACAGAUGAAAAGAUUGUUCAUAGAUAUUACAGUUUAGAUGAGUUGAGCAGCCAAGGCUUGGAGAAAGAGAUGAUGGAUAUGCUUGCUAAGGAAAAUUAGGCUAUGUCAAAUUCCUUUUAACUCAAAUGGUUUAUGUGAUUUUUUGCCAUGUUUGUUAGAUGAACACAAAGAGUUUCAGAAAGUUUCCACAACUUGAAAUCAAAUUUUUGCUUGUGCACCAUGCCCAUGAACAGCUCUCCAUUUGUUAUCAUCCUAAAUAACAAAAAAGAGUUCUUGACGUAUAUUUUUGUAAAAUGAGACCCACAAGGAAUAUGGGAAAAUAACACAUCACUGAAAACAUUUUUCUGUUCUGAGAUUUUAUACUCUCCUCAUGGAUAAGACAUUCUAAAUAAAUAGGAAGUAUAUGCAAGAGUGAGAGUAGUAAUUCUAGGUAAUGCUUCAACUGAAGACUAUUUUCAUUUGAUAUGUAAGACAUUAGAAAAAGAAAAAUCAAUAAAUUCAAUCACCUCAGUUACA
Molecule: messenger RNA, 1416 nt
Organism: Lagopus leucura (white-tailed ptarmigan)
Lineage: Eukaryota; Metazoa; Chordata; Aves; Galliformes; Phasianidae
Gene: CPPED1
Product: calcineurin like phosphoesterase domain containing 1
Exons: 4
Coding region: 61-999 (312 amino acids)
Molecular function (GO): hydrolase activity
Source: RefSeq, a predicted model, not a curated record